Molecule: messenger RNA, 792 nt
Organism: Iphiclides podalirius (scarce swallowtail)
Lineage: Eukaryota; Metazoa; Arthropoda; Insecta; Lepidoptera; Papilionidae
Source: the annotation of a GenBank genome assembly
AUGUUCGAUAUGUAUUAUUUCAGUCAACGCAGCCGUUCGUACGAUUCCGACGAGCAUGAGAGGGGUGCGUGUGAGUGGUGCGAGUACGCGCUCAUCAUAACCCUGGCCACCAUACUCCUGAUCGGGGUGUCCGCGCUCACGAUCUUCUGGAUCUUCUUCUACCGAGAGGGCUACGCCUGGGCGGAUGACGUUCCCGAGAAGCAGUUCAACCUGCAUCCUACCCUGAUGGUCGCCGGCUUUAUCACUUUCAGUGGUUUUUCGGUGCUGCUGUACCGCAUCUGCCGAUGCUUCAGGCGCAUCUACGUCAAACUGCUGCACGCCAUUUUCCACGCUCUAGCGUUCCCUUGCAUCGUCAUCGGCUUCCUGGCCGUGCUCGACUUCCACAACAAGAAAGGCAUCAAUAACUUCUACUCGCUUCACAGCUGGAUUGGCUUCGUUGCCAUGGGACUGUUUGGAAUUCAGUAUGCAGUCGGCUUCUUCAGUUUCCUUCUGCUCUUAAUCUGCAAUAAAGGCACUGCUAGCUUCCGUGCUUCUCUCGUGCCAAUUCACGCCGCCUUCGGUAUCCUGACUUUCGUACUUGGCGUUGCGGCGUGCCUGACUGGACUUACUGAAAAGGCAAUCUUCACCUUAGGUGCGGAGAAAUACAGUGGGCUGCCCAGGGAGGGAGUCGUCAUCAAUGCUAUCGGAGUAGCAUCAAUCGCGAUUCUCGCAGUCGUCAUGUACAUUGUGUCCAGGGACAAGUUCCGCACUUCGUCGUCCCGCGAAGAACACAUACGGGUCUCGGUAGACCUU